AUGUCAAGAAUUAUCUCUGAAUAUCAAGUCAAAUCUCAAGUCAAAUCUCAAGUACAAUACCAAAAUCACUCAAAUGGUCAAGUCAAGUUCCAAGUCAAGUUUCAAGUCAAUGCUCAAGUCAUUUAUCAAGUCAUUUCUCAAGUCAUUUCUCAAGUCAUUUCUCAAGCCAAGGUCCAAGUCAAGGUUCAAGUCCAAGUCCAGGCCCAUGUUCUAGCCCAUGUUCUAGCACAAGCACAUACACAAUCACGAAAAAGUCCGUUCUCAAUUUUUAUCCAAAUCAAAAAUCCGGGUCAUGCCCUCCAAAUUUCAAUGUCAAGUUCAUUUCCAAGAAGGGUUUCAACCCAAGUUCCGAAUCAAGAAAAAGGAGAUCAUCUUACCCAAAGCCAAAGCCAAAACUCUGGUUUCAUCCCCAAAGCACAGCUAUUAAUCUGGUUUCCACUCAAAUCAAAGGUGCUCUCCAACGAAGUCGCCUCUCAAGCCAAAUCAUCUCAAAUCAAAUCCAUGGUGUUCUCUAACGGAGUCACCUCUCAAGCCAAAUCAUCUCAAAUCAAAUCAAAGGUGUUCUCUAACGGAGUCGCCAUUCAAGCCAAAUCUAACCAAAUCAAAGGUGUUUUCUAA
Phycomyces blakesleeanus NRRL 1555(-) is the source of this 618-nucleotide messenger RNA. RefSeq lists its product as hypothetical. The transcript has 2 exons. The record is from RefSeq and is a predicted model, not a curated record. NCBI's taxonomy places the organism in Eukaryota, Fungi, Mucoromycota, Mucoromycetes, Mucorales, Phycomycetaceae. The coding region runs from base 1 to 618 and encodes 205 amino acids.